Anguilla rostrata (American eel) is the source of this 4695-nucleotide messenger RNA. RefSeq names its product vacuole membrane protein 1-like. Gene Ontology annotation, biological process: Golgi organization; autophagy. The transcript has 12 exons. NCBI's taxonomy places the organism in Eukaryota, Metazoa, Chordata, Actinopteri, Anguilliformes, Anguillidae. The record is from RefSeq and is a predicted model, not a curated record. Gene Ontology annotation, cellular component: membrane; endomembrane system; endoplasmic reticulum. The coding region runs from base 279 to 1559 and encodes 426 amino acids.
CAGCAUGCAGCUGCCCUACACGUAGUCUGCACUGAAGCAGCAGUAGUGUACAGAGAGCAGACUCCUGCAGCUCUGGCCAGCAGCAGUAUUGGCUCUCUGCCCCUCUGUGAGGUCACUGCACAGCAUCGCCAUCGGUUACGCUGGUCGGAACUGGAGCGCCUCAGAAGCUCCCUGGGUCACUGAGCGGGGGGUUUCGCUGAGAGCCGUCGUCUGUUCUGUGUGUCCAGGUCCCCCCCCCACCCCCCACCCCCCCUCCGGCCCUCGGCACACCCGGUCCGAUGGCUCAAAAUGGAGGAGAUCUUGAACUGCCGCAGAGGCGCGUGGGAGGAGCCAAGGAGCUGCCCAAUGGGAAGUUUUCAGACAGUAUAAAAACAAACAGUGAAGACCCAGACCCUUUCCUGGAAAGACCGUACGCUGGAAUCUCCGAGGGAGCUUUUGGGGGAGGUGACGUUGGGGCCCCCGGUCCCCCGGGGCCCCGUGACGAGUGUGUGGCCCCCCUGUCCCCAGACGCCCCGUCGCCGGCGGAGCGGAGACGGCGCGACCGCGAGGAGCGGCUGGGGCUGCUCCUGUGGAAGAAGCCGCUGCUCACCCUGCGCUACUUCCUCCUGGAGCUGCUGCUCACCCUGAGGGCUGGACCUGCAGGUGAGGACUGGACCUGCAGGUUCUGCCACCAGAGGGCGAUGGCGCUGACCGUGCUGCUCGGGCUCGCCUGCUUCUCCUUCGUCUACUCUACGGAGGGAACUCACCAGAAGGGCCCCCACAUCGCGUCGGUCACUCUGGCCGCGUACGAGUGCGGCUCGGUGAACUUCCCGGAGCCCCCCUACCCCGACCAGAUCGUCUGCCCCCAGGAGGAAGGGGCGGAGGGCGCCGUCUCUCUCUGGACCAUCAUGUCCAAAGUUCGUCUGGAGGCCUGUAUGUGGGGGGCCGGCACCGCCAUCGGGGAGCUCCCGCCCUACUUCAUGGCCCGGGCCGCCCGGCUCUCGGGCGUCGAGCCCGACGACGAAGAGUACGAGGAGUUUGAGGAGAGGCUGGAGCAGGCAGAGAACGCCCAGGACUUUACCACCAGAGCAAAACUGGCUGUCCAAAAGAUGGUACAGAAAGUGGGAUUUUUUGGAAUUCUCACAUGUGCCUCGAUUCCAAACCCGCUGUUUGAUCUGGCUGGUAUAACAUGUGGCCAUUUUCUGGUGCCUUUUUGGACUUUUUUUGGGGCGACACUUAUUGGAAAAGCCGUUGUCAAAAUGCAUGUCCAGAAAUUGUUUGUUAUCAUAACGUUCAGCAAGCACAUAGUGGAGCAGAUGGUGUCCCUGAUUGGCGCCGUCCCCGUACUGGGGGCCUCUCUUCAGAAGCCCUUCAGGGAGUACCUGGAGGCUCAGAGGGCCAAGCUGCACCACCAGGCAGGCGAGGGAUUCCCCGCGGGGGAGAACUGGCUGUCCUGGGUGUUCGAGAAGGUGGUGAUCAUCAUGGUGUGUUAUUUCGUUUGUUCUAUCAUUAACUCCAUGGCACAGAGCUGUGCCAAGCGCCUCCAGCAGAAACAGUACUCUGAAGAGAAAACAAAGUGAUGCUAAGACUGAAUUCAUUUCCACUCCUCAUUUGAAAAGAAACAGAAGUGGGGGGGGGGGGGGGGAUUACUGCUUCCUUGUCCAUGUAUCAAUUAAUGCACAUGACAAAACUAGCACUGUUUAAAAUGUGGGCAUAUUUAUAUAUUUCUUUUUUUCCUUUGGUAGUACUGCUGGUUUUUGGUUGACAGUGUUUUGGGGCAUAAUUUAUUGCCGAAUGCCUUUGUGCGCUCGCCCAUUGUUUCGCUGUUUUUGAAAGGUACUCUAGUGGGUGUGUUGCGAAGAUUCUCAAGUGUAAUAAUAUAAAUACCGUCUCGGGCACUGAGCCGCUCGUCGGCGGCGGGCUGGGAGGCUUGUUGCUGGCGCUAAUACUUGUUGUUGCGAGCCGUUAUGCAACACGCUGCGGGCCCGGCUUCCACGGAAGGGAGCAGAAUUCUCGCUAAGUAGACUUGAUUUAUUUAAUGGAUUUAAUAGUGUGUCGUUGUGCUGAUCACUGAGGCUGCUUUUCGUUUCCGUGUGUGUACUGUAACAGUGAUGCGGGCAUACUUUCGGGGGCAGUUUUAGUGUUCUUUUCUCGUUUUAGCUGUAAUAUUCAGAUAAUUUGUGUGUUCCUGAAGAAUAGCAAUAUCAAAAGGGAUAGACGUGGUAGUAGUUUGAUUGUACAUCCUGUAAAUAAUCAUUUGGGGGGUUUGAAAAUAUAGAUUUAUGCUUCUGAAUGUAUGGGGACAACAAUAGAAAUGAAGGAAAAAUGAAUGACUACUGUAACUCAUUUGUACUCAUUUAUAACUGUACAUAAUGCUAUUGAUGUCAUUUUUAUUCAAUACGUUUAGACUGAACUUUUUGGUCAGACUUUAUAAACCACCAUGCAUCAUUCAGUAGCUUCCUUGUCUGGUUUUAUUGUGUUUUUGUGAAGGCCAGUAGAAAGCGAGGAAAUCAAAGCAGAAAUCCAAAUGUGAUGUUUAUAUUCUUCGCGCUCUCCUUUUAAGAUGGAGAAAGACUGAAUGGAUUAUUGUGCCGUCUAGUAUUUUGACCCCGAUUUCCAUUGAAUUUGAAGUGAAGAGAAGGCGUCCGUUGAUUUUCCCAUUGUUCUGAAGUUGGUGCAGAAAAAUGGUGGGUGUGGUGAUGUCACAAUGGAUGUCCUCUCUGCUUUUCGCCAGGUUAGCGCUGAAUUCAACCUGUCCAGUGCGAGUAUAGGCUAUCUCUGCCUGUACAUUUGGAGGCUGAAUAUACUUGCGCAGAACAUAUAUGUGUAUAUUCAUUUAGCUAAUGACCGUAAUCUCGGUCCAAACCUUAAGUGUAUGCAAGCCCGACGCUCUGCAUUUCCAUAACAGGAGGCAACUUACUGUACACAUUGUGAUGUCAUCUCUUUAAUCUCUCUCUCUCUCUGUCUCUCGUGCUUGUGGGAAACGUAUGCCUGCGAACCAAGAGGGGUUCCAAGAUUUUUAUGUUUUUUUUCUUCCCCCCCUCCUCCUCCUCUCUUCCUCAUAAUUGCUUGUGAAAUGUUUCCCGGCACCGCGCUCGCUGUGGUAUGCUGGGAGCUGGCCGCCGCCGCCGCCGCCGCUGCAGCCGGAGUGGCAGGGAUUUCUUUCAGGGCUCUAGGUUUCCUUUACCUCAGAUGAACCCAGUCGCUCCGCUCGCGGGAAGAGCCUUAGCGAAGGGGAAGGGGGUGGGGGCGGGGGGCGGGGGCGGGUGCGGGCGGGCGGGUGGUGAGUAUCAGAGAACGCUCUCCAUUAAUUCGAACUCCGGGUGGCAUGCGAAAGCUUUUCAGUUCUCUGGCAGCAGCCGUUUGUUUAGAGCGCGCAUUAACCGGCGAGGGCCAGGCGGCCUGGCUUAGAUGAAUAGGCUCCGGUAAGUGAAAGCCAACCGCCGCUUUUCCAACCCGCGCUUUGUGGGGUCUGAACCCGGCGCCCCUACACCUAGGCAUUGUCCCCCCCACUCUCCCAUUCUGUCAGAUAGCUUAUCAGACUGGUGUUGGCUGUUACAUUGCAUGGCGACAACAGUCUGUAGGCUGUCCGACAUUUUGGGCUUCUUCAUCUGACCCAGCAUCCUGUUCUUUUUUUUAUUUUUAUUGUAGUUUUUUCCCCCCCUUUUUUUUCUUCUUAUCGUGACGUCAGUUCCCAUUUUUAAGUGUUUAAGUGUUCCAACCCAGCGUAUGGUUCUCCUUUUCCUCGACAUGUAAAUCAAUUUAAUGGCUGACACUGUAAAACUGGCCAGCCAGAGUUUCUUUUUUUUUUUUCUUUUUUUUUUUGUUUGGUACUUUGAUCCAAUUUGUUUUCGGUUCCUGCGUCCGUGCGUGUGUGCAUGUACGUGCGAGUGCGCAUGUGGGCAUGUGUGUGUGUGUGUGCGUGCGUGUGAGCAUGUGUGUGUGUGUGCGUGCGUGCGUGUCAGCAUGUGUGUGUGUGUGGGGGGGUGCACGCAAGCAUCUAUACCGCUGAAAUACCUCCUCCUGCUUUUCCCAAUUGUGUCAUUACUGUGCUGAGAAAUGGGCUUAUCUUUUGGCGUAAGCUUGGCUUGGUCGGCUCGAAUUUCCUGAAUGGAGAAAGCGCACCUUAUUGCAACAUAUCUAUUGUGACACCGGGGCUGGUGUGUUACGCAGUAGCACACGUAGGCUAUUGUGCACUUCCCUAUUAUCUCAGAGUCCUUCCUUUACUGUUGCCCAAUAUCUGUUUGGGUUUUUCCGUUUUUUAUUUAAUUUAUUUGAGCUCAUUUUUAAAAAAAAAUUUAUUUAAGCUAUUUUUUGUUUGGGGGCUUCUGUCUGUAAUGGUAUUACUCUGGCCCUUCAGGAGGCCCUUUGUCCUGCUUUCUGAGGUCGUAAAACAGCCCAGCCGGGGUGAGUUACCUUUGGAGAAAUGACUUGGGGAGAAGGUAAUGUUUCUGGCAAGUCCUGAUGGGAAACUUUUUUUUUUUUUUUUUUCAAUUUAUAUUUGAAUUUAAGGAAAAGAAAACUUUGAAUAACUGUGGAAUGGCUGUUUUGCCUGCCAGUCUUGGGAGUGUGUUUUUCUUGGCCAUUUUGGGAUGUCCUGUUCCACAAGGAAGCUCCCUCCUACACUGUAUGAAAAUUGACUGUGUAAGCGUGUGUGCGUGUGUCACCGUGUGUGCAUGUGUUUUCCUUCUUGCUAAAAUAAAGAGUUACACUCCA